Messenger RNA from Brenthis ino (lesser marbled fritillary), 681 nucleotides. The record is from the annotation of a GenBank genome assembly. NCBI's taxonomy places the organism in Eukaryota, Metazoa, Arthropoda, Insecta, Lepidoptera, Nymphalidae.
AUGAGUACUCUUUUUAAAUUAAAGUUGACUGCUCUUGGACAUCCAAACCCCGAGGGUUUUAGUUGUGAAGAUGAAAAGGAAUAUAGAAGUGUCGUCCUCUGGUUAGAAGAUCAGAAAAUUAGGCAUUACAAAAUUGAAGAAAGAGAAGGUCUUAGAAAUAUUGACAGUGACACCUGGAUUGAAGCUUACAAUACAUAUCAAAGAGAUUUAGUCAGCCCUGUAGUAGAGAAUACUUCAAAUGAACAGCUGAAUUGGCUGCUUUCAUAUGCUGUAAGGUUAGAAUAUGCAGAUAAUGUAACAAAAUAUAAGGAUGCAAAAGUAGAGCAACCUAAACAGGCAACUCCAAAUGUUGUUUCAUCAAAUCCUCUAGAUAAUUUAGACUUUUCCAGCCCAGCAUUUAAAGCAGGAGUGGAAAGGGUGUGUACAUUGACUGGAGUUGGUCCUCAUCCAGACCCUAAAGUACGCCUAUCCGCUGUUGCUAAGAUAUUAAAAACUGCCCCACAUCCUGACCAUCCUAGAAAUGAUAUGAAUGUGGUGCAACAACCAGUGGAUGUUUUGAAGCUUCUCUUUAUUCAAGAUCUUAGGGAAUUGCAAACGAAAAUCAAUGAGGCUUUAGUUGCUGUACAGACUGUUACUGCGGACCCUCGAACUGAUACAAAAUUAGGUAGAGUAGGAAAAUUU